AUGCCCAAAGCAGAAGUGCCAGCACCCACUGAGCCCGCGACGCAAAGUCCGCAAAAGAGCGGUAAAGCCGGCUGCUCCUCUGCGCCAGUGCCAGAUCCAGCCCGAGACGUCCGGCUGCAGGUUCGACUGAUCCUGAAUGGACACAGGGCAACGGACUUCUUUCGCAUACCUGCCAAUAGAGGUCGAUCAAUGGCCGAGAUACUGCAGUGGUUGAAAAGAUACAUGUAUGCGCACAAUCAACGGCUCUGGUACAUUUUUGGGGGACUCUUCUUCGACGACGACCACCCUCCAUUAUUCAUCCUGCAACAGACAGUUCGGAAGCGGAAGAAAGACCGGGAACGUUUCAUCGGGAUCCCGUACACCAACAAUCCGGGCUUCAGCGCCUGGUUCACGGACCACGUCUCAUCGGGGAUCUCGGCCAAGUCUGAUUUGAAAAUCGAGAUCCGCGUGUCCAACUAUCACACGAGAGGCGAACUGGUCGAGCGCGGCUCGCCGGAGCGGCCGCGGAAGAAGCGGGCUAAGGCCGACUGGUGUCUGCGCAGAUACCUGCGCUUCGCCGCCGAGUUCGAGGAAGACGACCUGGAUGAGCAGAUGGAGAAGGAUCGCAAGCUCCGCGAGGUGGGCCUUCUGCCGUCAAUGGAUGAUGGGGAAGAAUACGAGCACUACAAGCCCAAGGAGUGGCCGUACGCUUGCUCCACCCUCGCCCUUUUCGGGCCCUACCGCGGUCGGAAGUACUGUGCAUCUUGGGACCACGAGGACGACACGGACGACGAAUACUCCGGGCGAUGGGAGGAGAUUGACGAGGACUGA
Molecule: messenger RNA, 810 nt
Organism: Fonsecaea multimorphosa CBS 102226
Lineage: Eukaryota; Fungi; Ascomycota; Eurotiomycetes; Chaetothyriales; Herpotrichiellaceae
Exons: 1
Coding region: 1-810 (269 amino acids)
Source: RefSeq, a predicted model, not a curated record